AUGAGUGUUCUAUACGGGGUAUGGAAGAAGAUGAAUGGUGUCACGCAUUUAUUAGAUAGACUUGAUAAUCUGAUUGUAUUGUUGAGCUCCAAUGGGGUUGUCAAAAUUUUAAACUAUAUUUUUGAAGAAGAGGUGGAGUAUGAAGAAGUGGAGGUAGAACAAGAGGAAGAAAUAGAAGAGGAGGUGGAAGAAGAAGAAGAUCAGGAUGUUGAAAAUGCUAAGGGGGCUGAUGUUUCUGAGACUAAAUCUGAAGAUGGGGAUGGGGAUGGAAAUAGGAAGCAUGCUGAGCUUCUUGCUCGCCCUCCUCAUGGUUCUGAAGUUUAUAUAGGAGGCAUUCCACAUGGUGUUUCUCAGGAGGAUUUGAAAGGCUUUUGUGAAUCUGUUGGAGAAGUUACUGGGGUUCGGAUUAUGAAAGGUAAAGAUUCAAGUGAAAACAAGGGCUUUGCAUUUGUGACCUUUAGAAGCGUAGAAUCGGCCUGUAAAGCCAUUGAUGAGCUAAAUAAUCCUGAGUUUAAGGGUAGAAAAAUAAAAUGUUCUACAUCCCAAUCAAAGAAUCAAUUGUUUAUUGGUAAUCUUCCUAGAAGCUGGAGAGAGGAACACCUAAGGAAGGUCUUGUUAGAGGCUGGGCCCGGAGUUACUGGUUUGGCAUUGGUGAAGGUUAGUUUAAUGAACUAGUGCUUUCCUACUGUA
Molecule: messenger RNA, 690 nt
Organism: Hibiscus syriacus
Lineage: Eukaryota; Viridiplantae; Streptophyta; Magnoliopsida; Malvales; Malvaceae
Product: heterogeneous nuclear ribonucleoprotein Q-like
Exons: 4
Coding region: 1-675 (224 amino acids)
Cellular component (GO): nucleus
Molecular function (GO): mRNA binding
Source: RefSeq, a predicted model, not a curated record